This is a messenger RNA of Oikopleura dioica, 648 nucleotides long. The record is from the annotation of a GenBank genome assembly. NCBI's taxonomy places the organism in Eukaryota, Metazoa, Chordata, Appendicularia, Copelata, Oikopleuridae.
AUGAAUACCGCACCCCCGCAGCCUCUGCAGCAAAGCUCCUCCCUUUCCAUCCACGACCGAUUGGAAAAUAUCGACAAUGAAAUCACCCUCAUCGCCAGAAAAGUCAAGACGACGACGAGUGGAAAGUUGAAAGGGAUGAAGCAAAAGUUUGAGGCGCGGCAAAGUGUGCUGAAGACGGAAAUUGAGUGUACAAAGACGAUAGCGAAAGAAAACGAGAAUAAAGCGACUCAUCUUGACACAGAACUCCGUCGACUAAGGACCGAAGGCUCGGAGUUGCAAAGAAAACUCGACGAAUUGAAAGCUCAAAAUAACGAAGCAAUAAGACUUGAGCAAGAAAUCAUUUCCCAGGGAAAACAAAACGACGAAAUAAUUGGAGAAAUGGCAGAUCUCAAGCAGGCAAUUUUGAGCCUAAGUCGGACAGUUCGCGAAAAAGCACAAGAACUGAACGAAAGCAACACAUUACGCGAAUCAAUGCUGGACGAAAACGCAACGCUCAAACGAGAACGAUUCGAACUCGAUGUCAAUUUGAAAAGCCGAGAACGCAAUUUACUUGAAGCAACGCGCGAAAUAGCAGAACUAGAAAGAAUGCUGCAAACUUCGAACUCCUCUGUUACAAAUUCGUUAUCUGCAAUGUCGACUGAGCUCUAA